This is a messenger RNA of Medicago truncatula (barrel medic), 1460 nucleotides long. RefSeq names its product 60S ribosomal export protein NMD3. Bases 93 to 1124 code for a protein of 343 amino acids. Gene Ontology annotation, molecular function: ribosomal large subunit binding. Gene Ontology annotation, cellular component: nucleus; cytoplasm. Gene Ontology annotation, biological process: ribosomal large subunit export from nucleus. The transcript has a single exon. NCBI's taxonomy places the organism in Eukaryota, Viridiplantae, Streptophyta, Magnoliopsida, Fabales, Fabaceae. The record is from RefSeq and is a predicted model, not a curated record.
AGGAGGACGCGAUUUAGAACUCAAAAUUUUGGCCCAACAUAAAGAGAUAGAAAAGUGAGUGAGGCAGUUUAUUGCAAAAGAUUAGGUCAAAAAUGGAGAAGGAGAAAGAGGUGAUGGAGGAUCGCCGACGACGCCCGGUUAUGGUUGUGAAGGUAAGUCAAGAACAUGUUUGUCAUCUGCGUACUUUCUUUGAUGUGGAGCAAAUCAUCGUUAUGAACUGUUUUGAACCCCUUAGCGGUGUUAAGCGAAUCGAACGCAACGAUCAAGGUUUUACUUUCUAUUUCAACAGUUUAGAUCAUGCUUCGUGUCUUGUGGAAUAUAUAAGGGACAUAGUUCCCUCUAAGAUUCAUUGUCAUCAGAUUCCUUCCGAGUGUAGUUACAAUUUUUUUGUUGAAAUCGUCCCCAUUUGCUGCGGGGAUUUGAUUUUUCUGCCUCCUGAUGUUGCUGCUUCGUUCGGUGCAAAUAUUGUCAUAUGCACUAGGGUUGCCAAAAAAAUUACUACUUUGCUUGAUCCAUUUACCUUGACCGCUUUUUCCUUAAAGGCUGAUCACUACUGGAAUGCACCUUUCACGCAUUCAUUCAAUAGGACUCAGUUAGUCAAAUAUUUUGUUCUCAAUAUUGUCCUCCAAGAGGAUGGGGAGGAGAUUGCUGCUGAUUCUUCUACUGCUGCUAAAAAAUACCGUUUAGCUGAUGCCGUGGUUGCUCGUGUGGAAAAUUUUGGAAAUAAUGACACAACUUUUCAAAUCAGGACUCAUCUUGGUCAUAUUUUAAAAUCCGGUGACUAUGCUCUUGGUUAUGACUUGUCUGGAGGAGGAGCUAACACCAACAUCAUCAAUGGCGGCUACUUGCCUGCUGCAAUUUUGAUUGCCAAGACUAAUUGUGAUGAUGGAUCAGUUGUUAUUCCGGAUAAGUGGCAAUCUGAUUAUCAACUCUUCUUAGAAGAUCUAAGACAAGGCCCUCAUCUCACCUUCAACGCAGCAGCAAUGUACCGAAAUCAACCCAACCACAACAAGACUAAUCUCAUCUCUGUCAAGGCCGCCAAAGAGGCCCAGGCCUCUGCAAGACCAUCUUGUCCAUUGGAGACGUUGCCGGAUUAUAUAGUUACAAGCUUAAACAAAAGUUGAUGUUUUGUUUGUUCCAAUAACAAGAACAAUGCUUUUCAUUUAGUAUGUUCUUUCAAUUUGAAACUUCUGUUUCAGGGUAUAUGUUUAUGUUUAUUCUAAUAGCAAGAACAAGUUAUGUGUUUUGGUCGUGUUUCCCCGAACCAUGCCUACUGUCAUUAUAUUCAGCAUUUCACCCCAUCCUGCAUAUCUACUUCCUGUCUUCUAUGUGUUACAAUAGAAAUCUUACUUAUGUACUAAAACAGUUAACCAUCUAAUAUGCAUUGGUUUGAUUUUCUAUGCUAUGUAAAUUGUAAAUUUCUGUUUCAUAAAUCUUAUUACAGUUUUUAGUGUAGUAUU